Messenger RNA from Punctularia strigosozonata HHB-11173 SS5, 1037 nucleotides. RefSeq lists its product as uncharacterized. The coding region runs from base 174 to 671 and encodes 165 amino acids. NCBI's taxonomy places the organism in Eukaryota, Fungi, Basidiomycota, Agaricomycetes, Corticiales, Punctulariaceae. The transcript has 5 exons. The record is from RefSeq and is a predicted model, not a curated record.
UUCGUCGUCGCUUCACCACCGUUGUUGCCAAAACCUUGUCACCCCCUUUCUCUUGUAGCCUCAGUCAGAACGUCUUGACCUGCCAUAAUACCUGUUUCACUCGUUUCUCGUCUGAAAAUUCACGACAGUUAUACCCCGCGUAACUCUGACUGUUGGACGUUUGAGGGAACGUGAUGGCUUCUUGGGGCGACAUAAUUGCUUUGGUCUUGACCACUGUAUUCUUCUUGGGCACGAUAGGCGGUGUUUGGUUCCUCUCGACGCGGGUCAAUGAGGGAGUAAAAGCAACGAAAGAAACUUUGAAGCAAAAGGGCGUGAACUUAUCCGACAAGGGCGUCUCUAUCAAAACGCAAUCGCGAUUCACCCGCGAAGACUACAUCGAUGCGACCCAGCGCGCGUUCAUGAAGCUCCCCGCGUCCGGCGCGGCCUCCUUUGGCCACGCCGACGACAUCAACAAGCCCAGCCCGCCCCUCAAACGCACGCCCACGGGCACGCCCGUCUCUGGAAAACUGCCGGCGGCACCCAGCAGGACCAAUUCGACGUCGGGCGAGUACUUUCCGCAACCAGGACACGUCACUCGGUCCGACUCGGUCAGCAGCGUGGGGAGCGCAGAAAAGAAGAAAAAGUCCGGUCUCUUCAGCAUGACGCGCAAAAACAGCGGGAGCAAGUCAUAGAACGGCAUUCCCGCUGACACGCGCAUCGUCCACGUACUCCGUUCCCCCUGCUUUUACCCCUUCUGCUAUCCUUGUAUCAACCAGGCAUAAGGCCCGCGGGCGAGGCUGGGGCUGGGCCGGACCUUUUCUGAUUUUCGGUGCAUAUAUGCAUACGUGAUCCAGCGUCAUGCGUUGGCGGGUGGAUAUGGGGCUGGUUGACCAACGCUUGCGCUCGGAUGGUUAAAUGGCGCGGCCCAAACGGGCUGUAGCCCUCAUACGUGUCCGCACCCUUGCUUUUUCGCCUCUCAAAACUCUCGACUGUGCUCUCCUGGCUAAAUGUAACACGCGAUGUACGCCACGAUCUCAUAAAUGCUAUUUUAUUCCUUU